CCAAACAACUGGUACUGAAUUCACAAGGACAGAGACUAACAUGGCAAGCACUCCUUCUCUUCCAAUGACAGAGACAUCCACACACAAUGCGAUUACACCUUCUUCAAUGCGCACCACAAUGGAAACAAGCCCCAGUGAGACAACCUCAGCAACAUCCGCUGCUCCGGCAACGGUGCCCAGCUCUUCCAGCCAGAGCACCUUCUUGACUCCUGUCUCUCACACAAGCCUUUCUGAAAGCACGACUAAUGAAACGAAUCUAGCAACAACGGUUUCUGCUCCAGCUUCAGCAGAAGUUACCAAUAGCGAAACAACAUUGUCAACAAUACCCUCUGUAUCUGCUACAUCUGAAACAUCCAUCAGCAAGACAGCGGCGACAAGAGCUACUCACUCUGCAGUUGUUUCAACAUCUUCCAGAGAGGUAACAAGAAGUGUGUCUCUCCCAACACUACCUGAAACUUUCACCAGUGAGACAACCUCAACAAGAACUUCUCUUUCCCCGACCUUUAGUGAAUAUACAAACAGUGAGACUCCCAUGGUAUCCUCUCUUCCUGUCCUGAGCACAGCCGAAAUUUCCACAAGGGAGGAAAGUCUGACGACUGCUUCCCAGUCAACUCUGACAGUAUCGUCCAGUGAAAGUCCCAUAAGGACGACUGUCACACAGCCCGUGGUGUCUGAACUCAUCACCAAGGGCACAAGUGGGACAUUGGUUCCUCCCCAAACAACUGGUACUGAAUUCACAAGGACAGAGACUACCAUGGCAAGCACUCCUUCUCUUCCAAUGACUGAGACAUCCACACACAAUGCGAUUACACCUUCUUCAAUGCGCACCACAAUGGAAACAAGCCCCAGUGAGACAACCUCAGCAACAUCCACUCCUCCGGCAACGGUGCCCAGCUCUUCCAGCCAGAGCAGCUUCUUGACUCCUGUCUCUCACACAAGCCUUUCUGAAAGCACGACCAAUGAAACGACUCUAGCAACAACGGUUUCUGCUCCAGCUUCAGUAGUAGUUACCAAUAGUGAAACAACAUUGUCAACCACACCCUCUGCAUCUGCUACAUCUGAAACUUCCAUCAGCGAAUCAGCGGCGACAAGAGCUACUCACUCUGCAGUUGUUUCAACAUCUUCUACUGAGAUUGCCAUCACAACAAACAUGUUACACACAACAGUUUCUGAAUUCAUUACCAGUGCCGCACCUGCAAUGACAACUCCUCUGCAUCUUACUUCUUCAGAAUUCACAGGCAGUGAGACUACCAUGGAAACUAAUUUUCCUUUAGAAAGUACUGCAAAAUCUACGCAGGCUGAGAUCACAAUAUCAACAACUCUCUCUGUACCUGUUACACGUGAAAUCUCCACCCUUGAGACCAACUCUUCAAUGGCCACCUCCCAACCAGCUCUGACCAGCCCUUCCUCUCAGAGCCCUUCAGUGACAUCUCCCUCCCACUUAACUGUGUCUGAGUCCACCAGAAAGGAGACAACUUUGGCAACAAGUAUUGUAAAGAGAACUGAGCUCUAUUCAACCAUGUCUGAAGUCCCCACUAAUGAAACAACACUCACAACAAGUCUUUCUGGGACAACGGUUACUGAAGUCACAAGGUCUUCCACGCUCUCUGUGACAGCUACAGGAGAAAGCUCCACCCAUGAGACAAACUUGACAACAGUCACAUCCCAGCCAACUGUAGUGACAUCUUCCAUGGAGAGUAGCACAAUGACAUCUGUUUCCCAUUCAACCCUACCUGAAUUCAGCACCAAUGAGAGAACAAAGGCAACUAGUCUUUCCACUAUUAUGACUGAAUUCCCAAAUAAUGAGACCACUGUAGCCUCAACUCCAUAUGUCCCAGCAACAGAACUCACUCACAACCCAACAACUCUUUCUUCGCCUGCUACAAGUGAAAUCUCCACCAGUGAGACAAGCUUAACAACAGCCACUUCUCAGCCCAUUGUGUCAACAUCUUCCAUGGAGAGUAGCACCAUGACAUCUGUGUUCCAUACAACCGUACCUGAAUUCACCAGCAAGAAGACAACCAUGACGUCGGCCCCUCUCCAUCCAACUCCUACUGAAUUCACAAAUACUGAGAGUAAAGGAGUAACAACUCUUUCUGUCCCUAACACAGAGGAAUUAACAAGCCAACAGACAACUUUGACAACAGUCUCUCCUCAGCCACCUGUGACCACUACUUCCACUGAGUCUACCGUAAAGACAAAAGAGUCCUAUCCAACCAUAUCUUCAUCCACCACCAGUGAGACCACCCUGGCAACAACACUUUCCUACGCAAGUCCUCCGGCAUCCAGCCACAAUGAGACACUGCCAACGACAACCCGUUUUGUUCCAAGUCCAACCAAAUCCACCACCCACGAGGAAAUGUUGGCCACGACUGUUUCUUUGCCUACCACCACAGGAUCCACCUCCGGCAUCUCUAGCACAAUGAUGAUGUCCGAGCCAGCAAGAAGUCAAAUGUCUUCUACAAGGUCCAUGGCGCCUCCUCUUUCCGUCUCGACAGGUUCUUCAGUUCCCACAAGGAAACCCAGCACUGUGACCAGCCAUGUGACUCAGAUGCAGUCUAGCAGCACAAGUACUUCCAUGACUGUGCCAACCAAAAUCCCAGGGACCAGCAACCACCCCGCAAACACCACUGGCACCACAACCACUGCGGUUCCUCCCACCACACUGGAGCCCCUGCGAUGCCAGAAUGGAGGGACGCCCCUUGUGAACAAGUGUCUCUGCCUUCCCGGAUUUACAGGGGAGCAGUGCGAAACGGUGAUGAACAACGUCAAUGUCGAUGUGGUGAAGGCGGAGAUCAAUGUCACCAUAGUGGUGGCGAACAUGAACUUCUCCAAAAGCAUGGAGGAUCCAAUGUCCAGAGCAUUCAAAGUGUUUGUGAAAAUCUUCAGUACCAAGAUGGACCCGAUCUACAGGCAGACGGUGCCCGGGUUCCUCGGCAUUGAGGUGAUCCAGCUGAGCAAGGGCAGCGUGGUGGUGGAUCACCGCGUGGUCCUGGAUGUGCCCUAUGCCAGCUAUGCCAGUGUGUAUCCCCAGGCUGUGGCCAACGUCAGCGCGCGGCUGAAUGCCACCAAUUGCACCAGCAGCUCGACCAGUGCCUCUCCGGCUGACUCGCAGGAAUUGUGCUUCAAAGCCAACGCAACGCACGUCAACACGAUCCCCCUGAUGAUGGCAGGUCUGUGCCUGAACAACUCGACCAUCAGCCAGUCCUACCAGAAAUACUUCUUGCCCGUCAGUGUCUCGGGGCAGCUGAUGUGCGUCUCCAACUGCAGCAUCCACCACCCCGACACCUAUGCCUGCAACAGUCGGGGGUACUGCUACAUCCAGCUGGGGGGACCCACCUGCUACUGCCAGCACUCGGAGUGGUACUGGUUCACGGGCAGUCACUGCGAACAAGUCGUGAGCAAGGUGGGCGUGGCAGUGGGGGUGGCACUCGGCCUGGUCGUGCUGCUGCUGGUGAUUCUUGUCCUGGGCAUCUGCCUUGGCUGGCAUCGGCACUGGAGGGGCAAGCACAGCGUGGCGGACCUGGAGGAGAGUCAGGAGAAGUGGUACAGCAACGAGGAGUGGGAGUGGAACAUGCCCCCCCAGGGAAUCACUGCCAGGGCCCCGAGUGCCCCCAGCUGGACAGGUAACAUCCCUGGGACAGAGGGCGGCACUGGCAGCCACAGAGUCUCCUCGUCCUUCCAGCCUUCCCUGGACAAAGUAGACACGUCCCUGCAGUUGCAAAUUGCUCGGCCCCAGGUGACCCGUAUCUGAGUCCCGGCAGCUGGUCUGGCCUGUGACAUCCAGAACUGAUCCAGCGGCCGCAGCUGUCGAAGGAGGCUGCUCUCCGGGGACCUGCAUCCGUCAGACCUGUGGAGCUGAGGCCGGGGGUCCCAGGCCGGACGUGAACCUGGAGCCACCACCAGGCCAGUCACUCUCUGCUGCCAAGACCCCCCCGUGGGGCAGGGACGCAGUGGACCCGGGACUGGACGCUGCUGAGCUCCCAGGGACUGGCAGGCACCAAGCCGGCUGGGAUUGGGACAGUGCUGCUGUUGGUGGUGGUGGGACAUUGGGCACUGGGCCAUAGGGUCCAGGCAGUGGGGCAGGAGGUGGUAGCAUCCCCAGCUCUGCCUGUAUCUGGGGCCGGGGCGCUCCUCUUUGGCAGCCUGGUGCCAGGCGCGUGGGUGGAGCUUUCCCAGGCCCCGGCUGGCUGCACUGAGGUUGUUUGCACAGUGGGUUUAGCAGAUCGUUUGUCAAAGAGGAAGAAUGGGCAGGCCGGGAAGGUGCUGGUUGGCACCAAGCCCCUCUGCUGGUGAUUUCUGGGGUGGGGGUGGGGGCAUUGUUGAUUUCCAAUUGUUUCCUUUGCCCUGAGCAAACAGGGGCGGGCUGGAGGUAGGGGGAAUGGGGGCUGCAUUCCCAAGGGGUGAGGCCAGGGGACCCAGGCAUCCAGAGGAAGACAGGAUGGCCCAAUUCCAGCUGGGAGAGGGUUCUCAGUGAAGAUAGGGGACCCAGGUGUCCGGGGGAAGAAGCCAUGCUAGAGCAGAGCAAGGCAAAAGGCAUUGGCCUGGUUCAUUGCUCUGCAGGGGGGUGCCCCGGAUCAGAUUUCCCCACCCCCUGGAGGGGGCUGCCUCUCCUCAUGAUAGACCCCCUCAAGACAGGACACCCCCCGCCCCCCGGAUUUUGCUCCCCGACAGCCCCUGCGGCCUGAAAUAAUGUAAGCGUAAGAAAUUAAACUCUGCUGUUGUGAUUCUCGGAGGGGAAAUAAAGUGGUGAGAAAACACCAGGCGUGAGUGGGUUCCUUGCCCGGAGGUGGGUGUUAUUUUGAGAAUGUGGCGCUUGUUACCUAAGGCUCCGCAGUGAGGAGCUGUGUCUCCAGACACAUGCCCCCCCCAGACGCCCAGACAG
Molecule: messenger RNA, 4885 nt
Organism: Dermochelys coriacea (leatherback sea turtle)
Lineage: Eukaryota; Metazoa; Chordata; Testudines; Dermochelyidae
Product: mucin-5AC-like
Exons: 11
Coding region: 41-3754 (1237 amino acids)
Source: RefSeq, a predicted model, not a curated record